UGGUAUUGUGUGACUGCAGUAGUACUGGAGAUGAGGAGAAGAUCUUCAGUUUCUAAAGGGAGAACUGCUGGGGCCAGGAGGAAGAGAGCUGUGACAAGUUUGGUGAUUAGGAAGCUAAGGAAGCUGAAGAGAAUUGUGCCGGGAUGCGGCCGGAGCUCCGGCGCAGACUCGCUCCUUCGAAGAACAGAAGCAUACAUAUCUUCCCUCGAAGAGCAGGUUCUUCUCCUGGAGAGCCUCUGCAACCUCUUCGAUGAACAAAUGAAGCACUUUUGCUGAAGAGUUAUUUAUUUGGAAUAGUAUAAGAUUAGUACAAGUUAAUUCGCUCGAAUUGAUACUAAUGGCAGGGAGAAAAAAGACUAUCGAGCUUCUUUUCCAGCAAAGAGAGAACAAAAAAUAAAAAUCCCUUCUUUGGUAACUGGGCUCCCUGUAUCAGUUCUACGAUAAAAUAAAGGUCAAAGCUUUAUGAAGGAAAUUAAUGCAUCUCUGAGAUCCAAUCUUUGACAAGUUUUGAUUUUUUUUUAAGCCUCUUUCAGAUCAGAGAAUCCAGGCAAAGCUCUAUUUGAAAGCAGCUUCUAUGAGUCGCUGUACUUAAUUUUCUGCAAUCAAAGCUUAGGUGUUAGAUGAAAUUUAUUAGCACUUAUAGUGAUAUCUUCGUUUACUCAGCACAA
Molecule: messenger RNA, 668 nt
Organism: Dendrobium catenatum
Lineage: Eukaryota; Viridiplantae; Streptophyta; Magnoliopsida; Asparagales; Orchidaceae
Exons: 2
Coding region: 31-276 (81 amino acids)
Molecular function (GO): protein dimerization activity
Source: RefSeq, a predicted model, not a curated record